Messenger RNA from Myotis daubentonii (Daubenton's bat), 4249 nucleotides. It is a transcript of the gene AP4S1, whose product is annotated as adaptor related protein complex 4 subunit sigma 1. The record is from RefSeq and is a predicted model, not a curated record. Lineage: Eukaryota; Metazoa; Chordata; Mammalia; Chiroptera; Vespertilionidae. Gene Ontology annotation, biological process: protein transport.
CCUAAACUGAGGCAGAACCGAAGGGGAAUGAAUCUAAGUGCAUGAAGCCAGCAGCCCGGGUGGGAAGGCACUUCCAGUUGCGGGGGGAAAUGAACACUGCACAGGCCAGCGACAGGCUUCAGAGCAGCCCUGGGAAGGAGGCCGGUGGUCAAGGGGCGAGCAGGGGCCACACACGAGAGCAAGUUCCGUGCUCAGCAGCCCACGCCGGACUCUCCCCCCGAGAGGCGCUCAGCCCCCGGCCCCGGCGCCCGGCAGGCCGCCUCCAGGAGCCCCCGCAGACGCCAUAGUCAGAGCCAAAAUGGCUGCCCCGAGGAAGCUCGCAUCGCGCAGCUAGCGAGGACUGGGGAACCCAGCUUCUGCGGGGCCGGGGGAGGAGGACUCCCGGAAGAACCGUGGCUAGGACCGGCGCCACCCCCCGAGCCGCACAGAUGCCUUCAGCUACUAUUUUCAAGACUUGCACCCUAAUGAGUAUCAAUUCAACACGUCCUUGUAUGUCAUCCUUGAUCUUGAAGUCAGUGGGAAGGAAUGCUGUGCUUGUGAGGUUCUAAUUAUAGCCACCCUUGCCAUAACUUUUGAUUUAUAUUUGGAAAAAUACUGUCCAGAAAAAAAUGAUAAAAUUCUUCCUCAUGGUGAAUAAACAAGGGCAGACCCGGCUGUCUAAGUACUAUGAGCACGUGGAUAUUAAUAAGCGCACAAUUCUGGAAACAGAAGUCAUCAAGAGCUGUCUCUCUCGAUCCAGUGAACAAUGCUCUUUCGUUGAAUAUAAGGAUUUUAAGCUGAUAUAUCGGCAGUACGCAGCUCUCUUCAUCGUGGUUGGAGUUAAUGACACCGAGAAUGAGAUGGCAAUUUAUGAAUUCAUCCAUAACUUUGUGGAAGUUUUAGAUGAGUACUUCAGCCGAGUGAGUGAAUUAGACAUAAUGUUUAAUUUGGAUAAAGUACACAUCAUUUUGGAUGAGAUGCUGUUAAAUGGCUGCAUUGUAGAAACGAAUCGGGCAAGAAUUCUUGCCCCUCUACUAAUUCUUGAUAAGAUGUCAGAAAGCUGAAUAACGGAAGGCUCUGCCAGGAAUCGUCGACACAAGAAACGAGAGCGUGGAAUACCUCCUAGCAUUUGUAGCCCAAAGAAUCUGAAGAGCACACUGCAAAAUGGGGCAUCUUUCCAAAGACAUUUUAAAUAGGUGUCUUUCAGUUCAUAAAUGGAAAACAAAACUGUAUUUUAAAAUAUGAUGUACAAAGAAAAAUUUUCUGAGAGAUGUUUUAUUUUCUAACCAUAAACAUUUCCCCCCACUUGUUUAAGUUUUAUUAAAUAAAAUGUGUUUUCUCCUUCCCUUUGCAAAUUAAAUUCAGGAAUAGCACCAUGAGGUGGGAAGUGUGGCAGCUCUUUAUCAGCCAAUAAAAAUGUAGAACUGGCAAACACACAUAGCACUGUGUCUUCUGAAUAUAACUAACUACUAUGCUGUACUGAAAGUGCUGUAAUUGAUAUAUGAAAAUUUUUAAAAAGUCAAAAUUUUAGGGGUGUGGGUAAAAAAAAAAAAAAGUCAAAUUUUACUAUGUUGUGUGUCUAAUGAAAACAUCAGGAUUAAAUUUAAUUUGCCAGUUUCUAAAAGUGUGCGAUCCAUUUUAUGGGCACUUGGCAAUUACAAUGCCAUCAUGUAAUUAACUAGAGUAUGUUACUACCAAUACUACUAGUAAAUGGUUAAACACUGAAAGAGUCCUUACUUCUUGGCACACCAUGGCCCCUGGGCACCCAGCAUGCACUGCCCUGCUGCCCAGGAGGAAGCUCAGCUCUGCCAAGAGAGCAACAAAGGAGGAGCUCAAAGGGAGAUUGGAGAGGUUGUCGGCUAAACCUGCUUCUGCAAAAGUGGAAACGAAGCCCAAAAAAGCAGCAAGAAAGGGUAAAUCUGCAGACAAAACAGUGCGUAUCAAAAGGGAAAGGGAAGUAAAAGGGAAACAGGCCAAGUGACUAACCUACAGAUCUACCUGCGGAAAACAGAGUAAAAAUGAGGCAAGUCCCGCCUCAGAUGAAGCAGGAGAAAAAGAAGCCAAGAAUGAUGAACACCAUCAUAUGCCAUGUCUUAACAGUGGUCACUGUCUCCCUUCUUAUACAUUAAAGAGGAAUGUUUUUGUCAACUAUUCUGUAAAUGCACAUUUUUUUAGUAGCCAUAGAAACAUUGAUAGAGGGAAGUCCACCUCAUCUCAUUUUGUGUGUGUGUGUGUGUAAAUGCUUACUUUUAAGAGGUGAAAUCAUUUGCUGGCUUAUUUUUUGGUACAACCAGGAAAUAGUGGGAUACUGAAUACAGACUUUGAUUGUCUUGGGUGCCAGCUUAACAUUCCAUAAACAGGGAUAGUUUUUAUAUAUCUUAACAGUACAACGCAUACCAAGUGGCAAUUUGGAGUCAGUUGCGCAUUUUCUAAGUCUUGAACAUUUUAAAUUACUUCUAUUCCCAUAUUGGUAGAAUUGUUUCCUAAAUUAAACUCCUUGAUCUUGGCUCUCCCUGUCAGAAUUUUGUGCAUCUGUAACAUCUUUGGUGUGAUAGUCCAGUUUUACUAGUAACUUUGUUAAUGUGCUGUGAAAGAUCAAAAUUUUGAUAUAGUAUAUAUAUUAAAUUGUGAAUUAGUGGGACUUUGAUGUAACAGCGUAUCUACAUUUGAAGAUAUUGGUAAUUGAUACUCUAUUAAGGAAAAUUAACCUCCAAUUUUUAAACUGGAAAGUCACUGGAAUAACUGUUUAUAAAUGAAUCACAACUACAAGACUUCAUUCUUGGUACAUAUGUUAAGAAUUGUGUACAAAUUGAAAUGGCUGUGUACUUUUCCUCAAAACAACCAAUUAAAUCUGAAUUAUGAAAGAAAAAAGAGAGCCCUUACAACUAUCCUUUAUGCCAUAUUAUAAAGGUUUUGUCUUAAGUGGUAAAUGAAGUUUACUUUAAUUCAAAGUUUAAAAAUAGAAUUCAAAGGGUAUCUCUGUUCACGUUGGCUUGAAAGGAAUCUUUCCCCCCCCCUCCCCCCCUUAUUCCUUCAACCCCUUCUCCUGGAAUGUCUGGAAAACUGCUAUGUUGCUAUAAAAGAGCAGUGCUCUAAUCCCGAGGCCCCAACCUUUCUAGAUACUUUUGCUGCUCAGUUAACAGCAGAACAUACAGAAUUGUCUUAGGUAAACACACACACACACACACACACACACACACACACACACACACCCAAAACAUGUUUAUGUGUAUGUAGGGGUGAGGGUAGGUGCAAUGGAAGAAAAAGGAAUAUAGGUAUAUUAAGAUAUAAUAACCAUUGGAAUUCCAAGAGCUCUUUCAUCUACAAUACUUUCCUGCAAAAGAACAUAAAUGGACAUUCUGCACAAAGAAUUUAUUCAGUACAGUUUGAUGUUUCCUCUCCUGUGUGUGUGGAGGAGGGGAUUUUGUUUAAAUUCGAGAUCUGUUUAUGUAUUUCGAAGUUUACAUCUGUAAAGACCCAUGCAUCGAGUCAAUAAUAGGCCCCCAAAGUAAACCUGAGUUGUUCUGGGCUCAUUCAGGAAGCAGAGAAACACUUCUGACCUCCUGGACCAGUGAGUGGUACUUUGCAUUAAGUAGUCAAGGUCUGGGAAAGCCCAGCCUAGAUCAAAGUGCUAUAGAGGAUUUUUGGAGACAUUAUUAGUUGGGAAACACUGUCCUAGUUGGUAGGCACUUAAAUCAGUAGCACACUGAGGUAACUGUUGAAACUGGUACAUCAGAAGUAACUAGGGAGUGAACAAAAUUAAUUUUUGGGUCACACCAAAAUAGCACUUGAAUAACAUCUUGGCACAGAUUUUAGUACCUUUAGAGAAUAACAAUUUAAAAAAAUAUAACAGGCAGAUACUAUAGGAAAAAAUACUCAAAUACCUAGAAUAUGUGGAGACCCCAGGAGAUGCCACAUAGCACUUGACUCAUGAAAGUGAACUGAAAUGUGACUUCUUACAGGUUGUGUUAUCUCACUUCAGAUUAACUGCUGAACUGUACCAGCUUUAAGUGAUUUCACACUCAUGAAAUUUAUGUCUCUGAUUGGUCAGCUUUACUUUGUUCUUUGACUUUUCUUUCUGCAGGAAGACUUGACAUUUCGAAGUUACUAAUUUUAUAAGACUCAUCUAUUUUACCUGCUCUGCAAACUUUUCUAUAAACAGCCAGAUAGUAAAUAUUUUAGGCUUUCUCACACAUAUGGUCUCUGUUGUACCAUUGUGGCACAUAAAUGAAUAAGCAUGGCUGUGUCCCAAUAAAAGUUUACUUGUGGA